CCUUUUCCGUUGUUGUAGAGCAAAGUAUAACGGAUUUUUACUCCAGUCCAGUUCGUGGCGUUAAUGCAACAUAUUGGAUGCCAACCGGCGUUAAACCUCACCAAAGAAGAAGAAAAUGCGCAACACAAACGUACAUUUGCAACUGCUAGACAGACUAACAGUUGGAUACUGAAGAAAGCAUACAGACUUUGAACAAUAAAAGGCUACCAGAGUGAGGACAGACAUUUUUCGGAAUAAACGUGUCUGAUUACGAAAAGUGGAUAUUGCGAGAAGAUCAUCCGUUUAGGCGGGGAACUUUACUCUAACGAACAAACAAACCAACCCAGGAAAUCGUGUUUUGCUGCUUGUUACGGGAAAAGAAGACGUCAUGCUGCCUUCUAAAGACGUCUGUUGGUCCUUGAUAAUAGGGAUGGUGCAACUUGCCUUCAUGGCUCUUCCUGUUCAAGCUCAAGAAUGCUCCAAACCCAUAGGAAAGCCCAACAUGGUUUUGACAGGAGCCUUCAUCGCCAAAGAGACAUUUGGAGAGGGAACAACCGCAAGUUUUGAGUGUGAAAUUGGUUAUGUCAGUGCAGGAGGGUCUCGAUCAGUCACCUGUACUGCUGGCGUGUGGAGUACAGUGACACUGACAUGCGAAUUAAGGCCGUGUGGCUCACCAGGAGAAGUGAUGAACGGCCGAUAUAAUCUCCCAGGGGUUCUGUUUGGCGACAGGGCUGUUGCUUUCUGUGACACUGGCUAUAUGCUUGUGGGCAGCGGUGUAAGGAACUGUAUGGUCGACGGCUGGGAUGGCAGAGUUCCUGUAUGUGAAGUGGUGAAGUGUGGAAAGCCCCCCACCAUUGUCAACGGUGGACUUGUUAUCCCACCUGAUGAAGAGUACCACUAUAGAAGUGUUGUGGAAUAUAGCUGUGAGAAGGAAUUCACUCUGGUUGGAACUAAAUCCAUAGUCUGUGAAAAGGACGGAGAAUUCCAGCCAGCUCCACCGGAGUGUAAAAUGGUUUCAUGUCUUGCUCCUGUUGUUGAGAAUGGCGUUAGGAUUGAAGGUAGUCUGCCCCCCUACCAGCACAAGUCUUUUGUGACGUAUAAGUGCAACGAUGGAUAUAAGAUGAUGGGAGAGGCCAGUCUGACAUGUGAAAUAGAAGGCUGGUCAGCUUCUAUUCCCACAUGCAAAGAUGGUGCACCUGGUCCCACUAGUCCCCCAGCGGCCAACAACCACACAUGGAAAAUAGUAGUGGGUGUUCUAGGUGGACUUGGUUUUGUUUGUGUUACAGGAUGUAUAGUCUACAAAUAUAAAGCACGUGCCAGGUCGUCUUACUUGCCUUAGUUUCCUCUUGCUUCGUUGAUAAGGGAGUCACAGUGAACAGGCUGCUGUGAUUUAAUGCACGACCCUCCUGCUUAUGAAUGCACCAGCCCCUCCCAAACACCGGGUUCAUAUCCUUUCAAAGGAAGCUCGAUCAUGUGAUGUUUUAGAAACCUCACGAUGAAGAAUGAAUAGGUUCAUUCCAAUUUGGAAGCUUGUGCUUAAUGAGUGGCCUAACCUGAUUAUUCAAUAACUAUUCAUGUUUCCAGUGUACUUCACAAAUAUCUUUCUUUAUCUGAGCCUGCUUUCUCAUUGCCAACCACCUUAGUUAAAAUUCUCAUGUAUGGAAGCUGCCCUUUAGGGCAACCCUGCAUCACAAAGCCAGUUUUGCCCGCUCUGAAAUAAAGGAAAUCAUAUCCAUUAAGAUGCCCAGCCAGACUCCCAGUAUAGAACCAUAAAGUGCUGUCAUUUCUAAACAGUAAAACAGAUUUGUAUGAAAAUGCCCUCAAAUGUGGCGUUCCGUACUGUCGCCUCGUAUCAAACAUUUGAUCUAAACUGCUGGAGUACAGAGCCUAAUUUAAGUUUUAGCUUCACUGACCAAAUAAAUACAUAGGAGAAUGUGUUUGACGCAACGUCUUAAUAUAAGUCAUGCCACCGAAGGUCAACAUGAUUGGUUAGGUAGAGCAGGUUGCAGGUGUGUUGAAACACUCAUAUCCUGGAGCUCAAGAGCAAAGAUGGUUCAAUGUGAAUCAAUUGCUUUCACCAAGUUUAGCUCUAGUCAUUGGCCUUAGACAAGUAUUGUGAUGUGAAUUCGAAAAGCUUGGUUUUACAAGGAGACCAUGCUUGAAACACCAGAGUAUACUUUUGAGUGUGUUUAGCUCUUUGAGGGAUCAAGGGCUCUGGCUCAUCAUCCAGCUUUGGAAUCUUUAUUUGAAUUUAUAGCCUAUUUUGUAUUGUUCUACUGUAGAUAAGCCAAGGAAAGAUGUAUUUUUUUUUAAAGUAAAGACAUUUUGUUUUAAUAUAAAGGGGAAAUAAAUGCCUGUAAUGUUCCGAUGUCUUAUUUCCAGAGAUGAAUCAUGUUUGAGACUUUUCCCCCUGUAAACUGUUCUUGAAUGUGUCACAUUGAAUGUGUGAGAUUCAUUAUGGCAACUGGCUGAAGCAUAUUGAGUAAAUGUAUUGGAGAUCUGCUAUUCAACCACUUCUAAUUUAACAUCCACCAUACCUGACAGCUGAAUUGCUGCCUUCAGUAAAUGCAAAGUCUCUUGCAAUAAGACCACUGGGCCAUGGUGUUCUAGGAGGAAGCCUGCAGCUCUCACUAAUAUAGAAGGCUAAAAUGAAUCUGUUUAUUUGUCACAUGCACAGAAUAGCACGUGUAACAGUAGGAAAAUGCUUACUUCCUCAACAGUGCAGAGUAAAUGUAAAGUAGAAAAACUCACUGUACAAAGUAGAUGAAUCGGGCACAGUGAAUUUUGAAAUGUUAAGAGUUUUAGAUUCUUUACUUUGCCUUAUCAAUGGAAAAGACAGAACAUUCUGCAGUUUUCCCUGUAUUUAUUUGAUGUUUUGACUGACUUUUUCCACUCCCCUCUUUGUUCCAUUGCUUGGUCGUCUCAUACUGGUGGUCUUUAUAGAUUUUUUUGUUUUUGAUGCAAAUGCGAUUUAAUUUCUAAUGUUUCAUGGGAUCUAAUCAAGUGUUUGCUUCAUAUGAACCCAUGUUGUUAUUUAGUAGAGCACAAUGUUAGGUGAAUAUAAAAGUAGGUUUGACUUUAAUUUAUUCUGAUCAAUGUACCCUACUAAAUAAACAGAGCAGUGUUAAAUGUAAAACAGCAUGUUUUCAAAAUGGAAUGAAAAUACAUGUUCCAAAAGGUUGUUUCAUUAUAUCUAAGACGACUAUCUAACAGGAGCACUUUUAAUGAAUAAAAUGAAGUAUUAAUGUGUGUUUAAGUAUAAUGUAGCUCUCACCACUGACUCUAAAUGCUCUACUUUACAUCUGUCUAUUACCAGUUUUAUUAUCAGUGUGGAACCACUUAAGAUAGUAAGUUGUGGUCAGCCAAUUAUGAAUGUUUUUUUUCUUCACGUUUGAUUUAAUGUACCAAUCAAUUAAACAGCGCUCAUUUAUACAUGAA
Messenger RNA from Oncorhynchus tshawytscha (Chinook salmon), 3417 nucleotides. Its product is annotated as membrane cofactor protein. The record is from RefSeq and is a predicted model, not a curated record. The transcript is spliced from 12 exons. Bases 368 to 1318 code for a protein of 316 amino acids. Lineage: Eukaryota; Metazoa; Chordata; Actinopteri; Salmoniformes; Salmonidae.